Ilex paraguariensis (yerba mate) is the source of this 363-nucleotide messenger RNA. The record is from the annotation of a GenBank genome assembly. Lineage: Eukaryota; Viridiplantae; Streptophyta; Magnoliopsida; Aquifoliales; Aquifoliaceae.
AUGAAUGCCAGGUCUUUUGAGUGGGGUGCCAUUGCUUACCUCAGCUGUCCAGCCGGACUGUUGGUCCUGCCCACUCUAGCUCUGCCUCUAAUGCUACUCGAUUUCCAAAACAAGAUUCAGAAUUCGAAGAAGAAGAAGAAGGCCUGGCUUUCGCUACCUCUGUUACCGCUAGAAGUAAGGAUGUUGCAAAAUGUAACAACAAAAGGUGUUCAGUUCACACUGGCAUCUGUCUUGAAAAAGUCUAGAUCGGAUUUCUAUCCAGCAGGAGGAAGCUCUCUAUUUCGAUCAAAGACCCAUCCCAUGCUUGGUAAGUCUACCCGAAAGGAAAAGCUAUCCUUCGUUCUUUUACGUCGAUUGGCUUAA